GAGGAGGAGAAGAAGAAGACGCUCCCAGUGAAGAAGAAGAAGAAGAAAAAGAAGAAGAAUCAUUUAGAUCAACAAGAGCUCUGUUCUGAAUAUGGGGUCAUACAGACGAAUAGAUUGUAUAUUUUUUAGUGAAUUUCAUCCAACUUUAGGACCAAAGAUCACAUAUCAGGUUCCUGAAGAAUAUAUUUCGAGGGAACUUUUUGAUACUGUGCAGGUGUACAUCAUCACCAAACCUGAACUGCAGAACAAGCUCAUAACGGUGACUGCCAUGGAGAAGAAACUAAUAGGUUGUCCAGUGUGCAUUGAGCAUAAGAAGUACAGCCGGAAUGCCUUGCUCUUCAAUUUGGGUUUAGUAUGUGAUGCCAGAACAAAAACAUGUGCUUUAGAACCUAUUGUCAAAAAACUGUCUGGCUACCUCACGACUCUAGAGCUUGAGAGUGGAUUCAUUUCAAAUGAAGAGAGUAAACAGAAGCUCUUGCCAAUCCUGUCCACACUUCUGGAGGAACUUAAUGUCACGGGAGCCUGCACCCUGCCUAUUGAUGACUCUAAUACCAUCCACUUGAAGCUAAUUGAACAAAGGAAAGAUCCUCUGGUGGUUCAGGAGUAUGAUGUACCUGUAUUUACCAAGAAUAAAGACCACUUUACAAAAUCACAAUGGGAUCUCACCACACAGCAGAUCUUACCCUUUGUAGAUGGGUAUCGACACAUUCAGAAAAUCUCAGCAGAGGCCGAUGUUGAGCUCAAUUUGGUGCGGAUUGCUGUUCAGAAUUUAUUGUAUUAUGAAGUGGUAACUCUGGUAUCCAUAUUCCAGUACUCAAAUGUUUACUGCACAACACCUAAAGUACAAAACUUGAUAGAUAAGAAGUGCCUUCAGGAAGAGUGUAUACAUUAUGUCAGUAAGCUAGGCCAAAGGACAAAUCUCAGGGACGUAUUCCAGUUGUAUUGUGGUCUGACCCCAGGUACGACUGUACGAGACCUCUGUUCCCGCUAUUCUCAUCAGCUACAGAGGGUGGAUGAAAGGAAAUUGAUUCAGUUUGGCUUGAUGAAAGGUCUGAUUCGGCGCCUGCAGAAGUAUCCAGUCAAGGUUGUCAGAGAUGAGAGAAGUCGUCCACCUAGACUCUAUACUGGCUGCCAUAGUUAUGAUGAAAUCUGUUGCAAAACUGGAAUGAGUUACAAGGAGUUGGAUGAGCGUUUGGAGAAUGACCCUAACAUUGUUGUUUGCUGGAAAUAAUGUUGCUGUGACAGAAUUAUAACUACGGACUAUUUCAGUGAAAGAACUCAUCUCUGGCUUUUUGUCCAGUACCUUUAUUUAUUGUAAAUUAAUUGCCUUUGUGUAUAUUUGAAACCAUUAUAGGUCAUAAUACGUAUAUAUAUAGCAAUGAUUUAAGAUGCAAUGAAAUAAUGGGUGUAGUGGGGUCUAAAUCAAUUGUAUGUUUUACCACAGUUUUCUUAAUCAGAGAAAAAAACUAGAAAACAGACAAGAUAGCCCUGUUGAUCUAAAAUACAUGACUUUUAAGAUACCUGGUGCAUUCAUUGUUAAAUUAGGUUUAGAACAAAAAUAAACUAUAAACUGUCAAAAGUUUUUGCUUUUCUGAUCAUGUGUAAACUGCAGUUGCACAAAUAUUUGAUUACAUUAUUCCAAUUAGGUCCAUUUCUGUCACAUCAGUUGCAUCAAAUAUCCUGGCUAACCAAAGACAUUAUGUAUGGACAUGGCAGAGUUUGCGCAAUAGUCUUAAGAUUUUAUUAUUAUUAUUUAACAGUCAGUCAUUUUUAACAAAAACUUUAACUUUUUAAAGGCACAAUGAGUUAUUUUUCUCCGCUAGAGGGUGCGUAUUCAGAAUAAACAAAGAGUCUGGAAUCAUGGGAGUCAUGGUCUUCAUCUCCACAUCCGAUGCAAUCCAAUGGGACUCAGGCAGAAAUCAUGUUCAUGGAUGAGCUAAUCAUUAAUUAACGUAUUAGAAUGAAGCAGGGUGAGGCCGAAACCAUCAAAGCGAAACGAGCGUGACACACGGCUCAAAAGAACUGGAGCUUUUAUUAUGCCACAGUCGACUGCUUCUGUUCCUUCCACUGUUUAAUCCAUAGACAGUAAAAUACUACAUAGGGGAUGCAUUUGAAAGUUCUGUUGUAAUGCUACUCUGGUGCUGUCGUCAUCUGUCUAAUAAAAAGCAUAUUAAAGCGCA
Carassius gibelio (silver crucian carp) is the source of this 2180-nucleotide messenger RNA. RefSeq names its product NPR2 like, GATOR1 complex subunit (gene nprl2). Gene Ontology annotation, cellular component: vacuolar membrane; GATOR1 complex. Lineage: Eukaryota; Metazoa; Chordata; Actinopteri; Cypriniformes; Cyprinidae. Gene Ontology annotation, molecular function: GTPase activator activity. Gene Ontology annotation, biological process: positive regulation of autophagy; negative regulation of TORC1 signaling; cellular response to amino acid starvation. The coding region runs from base 92 to 1231 and encodes 379 amino acids. The record is from RefSeq and is a predicted model, not a curated record. The transcript has 11 exons.